Messenger RNA from Eruca vesicaria subsp. sativa (arugula), 1188 nucleotides. Lineage: Eukaryota; Viridiplantae; Streptophyta; Magnoliopsida; Brassicales; Brassicaceae. The record is from the annotation of a GenBank genome assembly.
AUGAAUUCUUUGCCUAUGCAUCUCCUAGACAAUAUUCUCUUCAGAUUAGAUCUCAAAUCUCUGGUGAUGAUGCAGUGCACAAAUAGAUCCAUCAAAUCACAUAUAUCCGAUGAUCCGAGUUUUGAAAUCGGAUAUUCAUCUCGUGCGCAACUCAGUUUUAUUUACACUUUUAGCAAAGGCGCCCCUUUCGUCUUCUACCAGCCUUUUGGCUCUCAAUGUGAAUCUGAUUCAUACGUAAAAACGUAUUUUUCUACGCGAGGACACAGUUAUAUCCUCGGCUCCUGCUCUGGCCAUCUCCUACUAUACAAGAGUGGCCUCUACGUCGUGAAUCCCCUCACAAAAAGGUUUCGACUCUUGGAUCACUCUGGCUCAAUGCUUCUUGCUACAAUAUUCAAUGGUCCCAAGGCUAAUCCAGAGAGAUCUAUGUGCGUUGGUUUUGCGUUAGAUCAAACUCGACCCAAGGGAUUCAAGAUCGUCUGCAUACUUGAGAUUCAUGCCACGUACGCAUUUGAGAUCAGCGACGGAAACUCGUGGAGAUUUUCUGAAACGAUCAUCACCACCGACAACAACUCAAAAAAUGAGCUCACAAAGCGAAUGAAACCUGUUUACUUGGAUGGCACGCUACACUGGUUUAGAAACGACGGUAGCAUCAUAGCUUUCAAUAUUGAGACAGAGCAAGCACGCUUGAUUCCCUCCGUAUUCCACAAGGAACCAGAGAUGAAACUGUUUUUCACGAUCGAUGACAAGAUCAAUCGUCUGACCUUAAUAUCCGGGACCAAGGAAACAAUAUCAGUUUACACACUAAUGGGAGAUACCUCUAAAUGGGCCCUUGCCAGGCAGAUCGAGAAUGUACUUUUGACGGAUGGUGAGUUUGAAUAUUGGAACGUGAUUGCAUACGAUGGGAAGCAUAUGGUGGUGAGAGAUAAAGAAAAGGAUGGUUCAACUGGUUUGGCUCAUGUGUACAACAUGGAAGAUAACCGUUGGGGAGGGUGGUGGGCAAUCUUCUGUCAGGCCAAGUACAACCUAGAUGUCUUUAGGUUUACACACUUCUUGUCCUGUUUAGAGGAUACAGAGGUGGUUGUAGAUUCUACCGACGGACAUUUAGUUAGUAUUAUGAGACUCAUUGACACAACUAGGACGCAAGUAAAUAAAUUGCAUUUACAUAUGGCGUUACAAUAUAAUAGAUAA